Messenger RNA from Amorphotheca resinae ATCC 22711, 1311 nucleotides. RefSeq lists its product as hypothetical. The coding region runs from base 143 to 1249 and encodes 368 amino acids. Lineage: Eukaryota; Fungi; Ascomycota; Leotiomycetes; Helotiales; Amorphothecaceae. The transcript is spliced from 2 exons. The record is from RefSeq and is a predicted model, not a curated record.
UCCCUUCUCAUUCCCUUUCCAUUCCCUUCCCCUUCCUUUUCUUCCCCUUCAACUUCAACUUCAACUUUGAUUUCCAUUUACUUCCCUCUGUCGUCGCUCAUUUGUUGACAUCCUCCAUACCAUAUCAUCUUCCUCGACCAACAUGCCCUUUCUCGCCGGGAGCCUCGUCCAGCGCGGCCUGGACGCUUAUGCCCAGGCUGAUCACGAAAACACGACGUAUCAGGUGCCACGCUGGGGAAUCUUGAUGAUUGGCUUCACGGCCAUGGUCUUCCUCUUCAUCUCGGCCAUGAUUAAUUACACCUUUGGCCGUCUUGUGCCCACGCUUAUCAUGAUCGAGUCUCCCGAUGCCUUCCUCUUCGAACCCCUCUCCACUAUCGAUCCCGACGCAGCCCUCGAUGGCAACGACGCGGCCGCCGAUUCAAAGGUCGUCGGAAAGCCCAUCACGUCCUCGUUCCGCCGCACUAUUAAGCACCUGCAAUCCAAGGGUGGUUUCCGUGCUUGUUUCCGUGGCUUCAGCGUCUCUGCCGUCUAUACAUUUCUCGCCUCAUCAAUCGCAACACCAAUUUCCGCCUUGCCCUUCAUCCCAAGAUGCGUUGGUCCCGUCGUCGCUUCAGUCGCGUUGGCCACUCUCUCCAUGACGUGGACUCACAUCGUGAUCUCGGACCCAAACCCAAAGCCCUGGUACCGACGUCUCGCGCCUCUCAGAUCGUGGAAGAAAAUUGCUGCGCCAGCCGCCGCUCUCGCUGUUGCCGAGCAACUGGCCGUUUUCGUGCCCACUGCUCUCGGUAGGCUUUACGGCUUCCAAGACUUGCCCCUGACCGCGCCCGUCAUGUCAGGCCGCGAGAAAGGAAUGUUGGCUCCCAAGGCUUUCUCCAUCUUCGUCAUCGGUCUUGUUCUUGCAUGCUUGCUCGUUCUCCCAGCAGAGGUCAUCCUGACCCGUGUCCAAGCCUCGCUCCUCGAUGAUGCCGAGGAGACCAUUAUCCCCUUCGACCGCACCUUCGGCGGCAAGGUUGAACCUGAGAUUGUGGGUGGAUCCGGUGUCAUCGGCAUGCUUGAAGCAUGGAAAACCUUCGAGUGGGGCUCCCGUCUCAGACUCUUGAAGGCUUACGGAAAGGUUCUAGCGAUGCAGUUUGCGGUGGCUGUCUUCUUCACCCUAAUUUUCGCUGCUCAGAUUUACCUUGUCGUAGGCAAGGAUCUCGCUAAACUCUUUCCAGACAAUGGAAACAACGGAAAGGAGACUGAAAUUUAGAUUCUAUUGAAAUCACAUAAGCAGAUGUCAAUAGAUUUCAAGCCCUGGAUCAUCACUCCGUG